Dama dama (fallow deer) is the source of this 3384-nucleotide messenger RNA. RefSeq names its product taste 1 receptor member 3 (gene TAS1R3). Gene Ontology annotation, cellular component: membrane. Lineage: Eukaryota; Metazoa; Chordata; Mammalia; Artiodactyla; Cervidae. The coding region runs from base 141 to 2627 and encodes 828 amino acids. Gene Ontology annotation, biological process: G protein-coupled receptor signaling pathway; sensory perception of sweet taste; sensory perception of umami taste. Gene Ontology annotation, molecular function: sweet taste receptor activity; G protein-coupled receptor activity. The transcript has 5 exons. The record is from RefSeq and is a predicted model, not a curated record.
CGUGGCUGCACUGGGUGUCAGGCUGGGGGCCCCAUUGUGCCUGUCCCAGCAGCUCAGCCUGCCGGGGGACUAUAUUCUGGGUGGGCUUUUCCCUCUGGGCUCGGCCGAGGAUACUGAGCUGGGUGACAGGAUGCAGCCCAAUGCCACCAUGUGCACCAGGUAGGGAGGCCGGGAGUGAGGGCAGGGGAGGUGGGGCUGGGGGAGGUCGGUCAAGGGGAGAGGCGUCGGCCACCCGCAGCCACUGUGGCCCCAGGUUGUCCGUCCCCGGCCUGCUCUGGGCACUAGCCAUGAUGAUGGCUGUGGAGGAGAUCAACAACGCGUCCACCCUGCUCCCUGGGCUGCGUCUGGGCUAUGACCUCUUCGACACAUGCUCGGAGCCCGUGGUCGCCAUGAAGCCCAGCCUGGUGUUCAUGGCCAAAGCGGGCAGCCGCAGCAUCGGCGCCUACUGUGACUACACGCAGUACCAACCCCGCGUGCUGGCUGUCGUCGGGCCCCACUCAUCCGAGGUUGCCCUGGUCACUGGCAAGUUCUUCAGCUUCUUCCUCAUGCCCCAGGUCAGCUACGGCGCCACCACCGACCGGCUGAGCAACCGCGAGACGUUCCCAUCCUUCUUCCGCACGGUGCCCAGCGACCGCGUGCAGGCAACAGCCAUGGUAGAGCUGCUGCGGGAGCUACGCUGGAACUGGGUGGCCGCCGUGGGCAGUGACGAUGAGUACGGCCGGCAGGGCCUGAGCCUCUUCUCCAGCCUGGCCAACGCCAAGGGCAUCUGCAUCGCUUAUGAGGGCCUGAUGCCGCUGCCCCGUGCCGGCGGCCCACGGCUGGGCUCUGUGCAGAGCCUGUUGCACCAGGUGAACCACAGCAGCGUGCAGGUGGUGGUGGUGUUCUCCUCCGCACACACCACCUACAGCCUCUUCAGCUAUACCAUCCACUACAAGCUCUCACCCAAGGUAUGGGUGGCCAGCGAGGCCUGGCUGACCUCAAGCCUGGUUAUGAUGCUACCGGGCAUGGAGCGGGUGGGCACGGUGCUUGGCUUCCUGCAUCAGGGUGCUGAGAUGCCCGAGUUCCGGUCCUAUGUGCAGACCCGCCUGGCCCAGGCCGCCGAGCCUGCCUACUGCGCCUCGCUAGAGGCAGGGCGGCUGGGUCUGGAGGAACACGUGGUGGGACCACGCUGCCCCCAGUGUGACCGUGCCUCCCCGGAGAACGUGACUGAUGGGCUGCUUUACCACCAAACCUUUGCCGCCUACGCAGCCGUGUAUAGCGUGGCCCACGCGCUUCAUAAAGCGCUGCUCUGCAACUCCUCGGGCUGCCCCACACAGGAGCCAGUGCGGCCCUGGCAGCUCCUGGAGAACAUGUACAACAUGAGUUUCCGUGCAUACAACCGGACCCUGCAGUUCGACAUCAGCGGGAAUGUGGACCUGGCUUAUGACCUGAAGCUGUGGGUGUGGCGGGACCAGAUGCCCACGCUGCGCACCGUGGGCAGCUUCAACGGCAGCCUGGAGCUCCAGUUCUCCAACAUGAUCUGGCACACCCCGGGAAACCAAGAGCCCGUGUCCCAGUGCUCGCGGCAGUGCAGGGAGGGCCAGGUGCGCCGCGUGAAGGGCUUCCACUCCUGCUGCUACGACUGUGUGGACUGCAAGGCAGGCAGCUACCAGCGCCACCCAGACGAUGCCCUCUGCAGCAAGUGUGACCAGGACCAGUGGUCCCCAGACCGGAGUACCCGGUGCUUCCCCCGCAGGCCCAGGUUCCUGGCGUGGGGGGAGCCGGCAGUGCUUGGGCUGCUCCUGCUGCUGGGCAUCGUUCUGGGUCUGGUGCUCCUGGUCCUGGGACUCUUCACCUGGCACCGGGACAGCCCACUAGUUCAGGCCGCAGGGGGGCCCCGAGCCUGCUUUGGCCUGGCCUGCCUGGGCCUGGUCUGCCUCAGUGUCCUCCUGUUCCCUGGCCGGCCCAGCACUGCCAGCUGCGUGGGCCAGCAGCUGCUGCUUCACCUCCCGCUCACCGGCUGCCUGAGCACACUAUUCCUGCAGGCAGCCGAGAUCUUUGUGGGCUCAGAGCUGCCACCCAGCUGGACAGACUGGCUCCACAGCCGCCUGCGGGGGCCCUGGGCCUGGCUGGUAGUGCUGCUUGCCAUGCUGGCAGAGGCGGCGCUCUGUUCCUGGUACCUUGCAGUCUUCCCACCGAUGGUGAUAACAAACUGGCAUGUGCUGCCCACGGAGGCACUAGUGCACUGCCGCGUGAGCUCCUGGAUCAGCUUCGGAGUGGUGCAUGCCACCAACGCCAUGCUGGCCUUCCUCUGCUUCCUGGGCACCUUCCUGGUACAGAGCCGACCUGGCCGCUACAACGGUGCCCGCGGCCUGACCUUCGCCAUGCUGGCCUACUUCAUCACCUGGGUCUCCUACAUCCCGCUCUUUGCCAAUGUACACAUGGUCUCCCACCCCCCUGUGCAGAUGGGCACCAUUCUCUUCUGUGUGCUGGGCAUCCUGGCCACCUUCCACCUGCCUAAGUGCUACCUGCUGCUGUGGCGGCCAGACCUCAACACCCCCGAGUUCUUCUUGGGAGGGGGUCCCAGUGAUGCCAGAGGGCAGGGCAGCAGUGGGGUCAGGGAGGAGACUCAGGGGAGAAACAAGUGACCCUUGAGUAGGUGGCGUCACCCCAGUGAACUCAGACCUCGUUGAGGCACCCCAAAAUCAAGUUUCCAUGCAGCAACCUGCAGACUGGGCCUUAACUCCACUGAGACUCACAGCCCUAGAUUCUGCUCACCUUGACCCCAGAGUGACCUCCAGAGUGCAUAAGCGGCCUCAGCCCAAUGGGAUCUCAUCACCUGAGGGCCCAGAGUUAGGCUCUGUCUUGUCCUGGCCGAGCCCUAGCCUACACAGGUGACCCAGCCCCACUGUUCCAGUCAGAGGCCCAUAGAGGGUUCUUGGGGCUCCAUGAAGCUACACUGAGUGCUCAGGGCAGACCCCAGGGGCCACAUGAAGGCAAAGCUGGGUAUCACUUGCCUGCUUGGGCCCAGUGGAGGCCCCCACCCAGCAUCCUCUCCAAGCAUCACAAGAGUGGGAUGUUGGGAGGUGGAUGGGGCUUUCUCAUCCUCUCUGCAAGAGUGUGUACCUGACCUGGACCCCAGCGCAAGGCAGAGGCCUCCUCAGAAGGGAGGGGGCACCCAGCUUACUUUUCUCUCCCUGGCCAGUGAGCCAGCAGAAUGGGGGCCAGUCACCUCCAGCACCACAGACAGAGCCCAGGCAGGUGUGGGGAGGGGGUCAGCACUAUGGCCAGCACCAGCCACAGGGAUCCCUACCCCCUACCCCACCCCUGCCCCAGAGCCAGGAGCCAGCACUGCGGACAGAAGACUGCCUGCCAGGUCGGCUGUGGGCAGGGCCUUGGUGAGCU